Molecule: messenger RNA, 761 nt
Organism: Trichoderma asperellum CBS 433.97
Lineage: Eukaryota; Fungi; Ascomycota; Sordariomycetes; Hypocreales; Hypocreaceae
Source: RefSeq, a predicted model, not a curated record
UGCUUCAACCAUCUCAAGACUCUUCUUGGCAGUGGUCUUGUCUGCAGCAAAAAGACGUCUCGUGAUGUGACUCAAACGCGAGGGUUUUGGCGACUUACAUGACCAGAGCCCUCCAGUCGGAACCAUCGACCCACAGGACUGCGGGCGACCUUGACGUUGACUGUGUCCAUCCAACCCAUGGCUGCGGCUGGGCUUUUGACCUGGAUAUGAUUUUUUCGAGAGCACACGCAAACGAACUGAAAGGACGAAUACGUCCUCUGGAAGAGAAGAGGGGAGACCAGAAAAGAUCUGCGGGAGCUCGCGGUUUUAAAGCACCUUCUCUACGUCGUCGACUUUUUUUUUUUCGCGUAUAUGGUGGGGCCUGGCUAAUGAUAGCGGUGGCGGUCCAGAGGAGAAAAUGGAACCAGGGGCGAGGCCGCGGGGUGUGGGAAAACAGGCAGAAAGAGGAAAAGAGGGCUGGUUUUGCCGAUUAUGGUGCUGGUUUCGGGGCUGUUGGCGGAAGAGGCGCCGGCGUUGGUUCCUCUAUCUCGCGUGGCCUUUUUUUCUUUUUUUUCCUUUUAUUUAAACUUGUAUGUAAUGCUUAUUUCGCGUGCAUAUGCGGCGGGAUCUUUUGCAGGGGCGGCUAUCAAUGUAGCGUCUCGUUGGAAAGGCAGAUGGCUGCAUCACGCAUUGCAUUUACAGAUGGGUGGGAGUGAGCGCCUUCCUUUGCAUCUCCAUCCGCGGUACGACGGGAAGGCGCGGUGGGACCCUUUGAGGCUGGG